GGGCCGGGUUGGCCGUGGCCGUGCAGUGGUAGGUGGAAUGUGUUGUGCGCCGGGGGGUCUGAGCGCGGGCGCAGAGCUUGGAGAGCGGGCUGUGCUCCGAGCUCAGGUGUUCGGGGCUGGGCUGCUCUGCUGUCUGUGAGCGUGGGAGAGGAGGCGGCUGUGCUUUGGUGCUGUAUGUGGUUUUAAACUUAGGAGUUUUAAUUAAAGAAUGAACUUUAACUUUUAUGAAGCACAGUAGUUUUCAUUUAUCCAUUAAUACAAUGCAUUACAUAUAUGCAUAGUUUUGAACAAGACUUCAGCCUACUUGAAGCAGUGGCGAUUACUGGUGAGCCAUGUCUUUCCAUUCUGGACGAGGAUGUCCCCGUGGGCAGGGGGGACCAGGAGCAAGAACUUCAGCACAGACGUAUCGUCCUCAGAACCUGCGGCAGCUUCACCCCCAGCAGCCUUCUGUACAGUACCAGUAUGACCAGCAAGCCGCACCUGCAGCUACCUAUUCAAACCCUUCAGCCACCAGUUACAUGCCUCCCAGGCCAGACUUUGUUCCAUAUCCCCCACCAGUUCCCCCUUCCACACAAAAUCCCAUCAACCAGUGUCCCAUGAGGCCACCGUUUCCAAACCAUCAGAUGAGGCAGAGCUUCCCAGUGCCUCCAUGCUUCCCUCCUGCUCCUCCACCAGUGCCAGCCCCUAGCAAUGCUCCCGUGCCAGCAACUGCUACUGGGCAGAGCACCUUUCCAUACAUGAUGCCUCCUCCCGCAGUACCCCAUCCUCCCCCACCACCAGUCAUACCACAGCAAGUCAACUACCAGCCUGUAUAUUCCACAGGGUAUUCCCAGCAGUCAUUCCCACCACCUAACUUCAAUAGCUAUCAGCACAACUCUGGCUCCUUUCAGAGCAGCACUACCAAUAGCAGCAGUGGCAGCAGCCAUUUUCGGCACACGGGUCAGUACCAGGGAGAAAAGUCACAAAGUGAUCGACGAUCUCCGGAGAGGAGCAAGCACUACGACGAGCACCGGCACCGUGAGCACAGUCACAUCCACGGUGACAGGCAUCGGUCCAAUAACCACGGGGAUCGUCGGGAUCGAGGCCGCAGUCCAGACAGGAGGAGGCAGGAAAGCAGUCGACACCGGACUGAAUAUGACAGAGGAAGAAUGUCGCCUCAUCAUAGAAGUUAUGAGCGUAGCAGGGAGCGUGACAGGGAUAGGCAUAGGCACCGUGACAGCAGAAGAUCACCAUCGCCGGACAGGUCCUACAAAAAAGAUUAUAAAAGAGCAGGAAGCCGCUCUCCAAGUAGAGAAAGAAAGAGACCCCGAUGGGAGGAGGAAAGAGAAAGGUGGUCUGAGAGCCAGAGUGCCAACAAAGAAAAAAACUACACUAGUAUCAAAGACAAAGAGUCAGAGGAGAAUGCAUCUGAAAAAAAUGAAGAUGAAGAUGAUGAAUUACUUAAACCAGUCUGGGUUCGCUGUACCCAUUCUGAAAGCUAUUAUUCAAAUGACCCCAUGGAUCAAGUGGGGGACUCUACUGUGGUAGGCACAAGCAAGCUCCGAGAUCUGUAUGAAAAGUUUGAGGAGGAGCUAGGAAAACGACAGGCAAAGGCCAAAGCAGCCAGGCCACCAUGGGAGCCGCCGAAGACCAAGCUGGAUGAAGAUCUUGAGAGCUCCAGUGAGUCAGAAUGCGACUCGGAUGAUGACAGCAGCUGCUCCAGCAGUUCGGAUUCGGAAGUUUUUGAUGUCAUUGCAGAAAUUAAGCGUAAGAAAGCACACCCUGAUCGUCUUCAUGAGGAACUGUGGUACAAUGAUCCAGGACAGAUGAAUGAUGGACCGCUGUGCAAGUGCAGCGCUAAAGCCCGACGAACAGGGAUAAGACAUGGCAUUUAUCCUGGUGAAGAGCCCAUUAAACCAUGUCGCCCCAUGACCAACAAUGCUGGAAGACUGUACCAUUAUCGAAUUACAGUGUCACCUCCCACAAACUUCUUAACAGACAGACCUACUGUUAUUGAGUAUGAUGACCAUGAAUAUAUCUUCGAAGGAUUCUCCAUGUUUUCACAUGCCCCACUGACAAACAUUCCUCUAUGUAAAGUAAUCAGAUUUAACAUUGACUAUACAAUUCAUUUCAUUGAAGAGAUGAUGCCUGAGAAUUUUUGUGUGAAAGGUCUUGAGCUGUUCUCUUCUUAUCUAUUCAAAGAUAUUCUGGAGCUGUAUGACUGGCAUCUUAAAGGUCCUUCAGUUGAAAAUGAUUCUGUUUCCUGCCCCAGAUUUCACUUCAUGCCGCGAUUUGUGAGAUUUCUUCCAGAUGGAGGGAAGGAAGUACUGUCAAUGCAUCAGAUUCUUCUCUACUUGUUACGAUGCAAUAAAGCUUUGGUGCCUGAAGAAGAGAUUGCCAACAUGCUUCAGUGGGAAGAGCUGGAAUGGCAGAAAUAUGCAGAGGAAUGCAAAGGGAUGAUCGUUACCAGCCCUGGCAUGAAACCCAGCUCAGUUCGUAUUGAUCAACUGGACCGUGAACAAUUCAAUCCUGAUGUAAUUACUUUCCCCAUUAUUGUCCACUUUGGGAUACGACCUGCUCAACUCAGCUACGCUGGAGAUCCUCAAUACCAAAAACUAUGGAAGAGUUAUGUGAAGCUGCGUCACCUGCUAGCUAACAGUCCCAAAGUCAAACAAGCUGAUAAACAGAAAUUAUCACAGAGAGAGGAAGCACUGCAGAAAAUCCGGCAGAAGAACACGAUGAGACGUGAAGUGACUGUCGAGUUGAGUAGCCAGGGAUUCUGGAAGACGGGGAUACGCUCUGAUGUCUGCCAGCACGCAAUGAUGCUUCCUGUCCUCACCCACCAUAUUCGCUACCAUCAGUGUCUGAUGCAUUUGGACAAGUUGAUAGGCUACACUUUUCGAGAUAGGUGCCUGCUGCAGCUUGCCAUGACUCAUCCGAGCCAUCACUUAAACUUUGGAAUGAAUCCAGACCAUGCCAGAAAUUCCUUAUCCAACUGUGGGAUUCGACAGCCAAAGUAUGGGGACAGAAAAGUUCACCAUAUGCAUAUGAGAAAAAAAGGGAUAAACACCCUGAUAAAUAUUAUGUCCCGUUUGGGACAGGAUGAUCCAGCUCCUUCCAGGAUUAACCACAAUGAGCGUUUAGAAUUUCUGGGAGAUGCUGUGGUGGAGUUCUUAACAAGUGUCCACUUGUACUACCUGUUUCCCACUCUGGAGGAAGGAGGAUUAGCUACGUACCGCACUGCCAUAGUUCAGAACCAGCAUCUGGCCAUGCUGGCUAAGAAGCUGGAACUAGAUCGAUUUAUGCUUUAUGCUCAUGGUCCGGACCUUUGCAGGGAAUCGGAUCUCCGCCAUGCCAUGGCCAACUGCUUUGAAGCACUAAUAGGAGCAGUUUAUCUGGAGGGUAGUCUUGAAGAAGCCAAACAAUUAUUUGGACGGUUGCUCUUCAAUGACAAGGACCUGCGGGAUGUAUGGCUUAAUUAUCCACUACACCCACUCCAACUGCAGGAGUCUAAUACUGACAGGCAACUCAUUGAGACCUCUCCAGUUCUUCAAAAGCUUACGGAGUUUGAGGAGGCAAUUGGAGUCAUCUUUACUCAUGUUCGACUUCUAGCACGUGCAUUCACUCUGAGGACAGUAGGCUUUAACCACCUGACUCUAGGCCACAAUCAGAGGAUGGAAUUCCUGGGUGACUCCAUAAUGCAGUUGGUAGCCACAGAGUAUUUAUUCAUACAUUUCCCCGAUCAUCAUGAAGGGCACUUAACGCUGUUGAGAAGCUCUCUGGUGAACAACAGGACUCAGGCCAAAGUGGCAGAAGAGCUGGGAAUGCAAGAGUUUGCCAUCACUAAUGACAAGACCAAAAGACCCGUAGCUCUUCGAACUAAAACUCUGGCAGAUCUCUUGGAAUCCUUUAUUGCUGCCCUGUACAUUGAUAAAGAUUUGGAAUAUGUUCACACUUUCAUGAAUGUAUGCUUUUUUCCACGACUAAAGGAAUUCAUUUUAAAUCAAGAUUGGAAUGACCCUAAAUCUCAGCUUCAGCAGUGCUGCUUGACUCUCAGGACAGAAGGAAAGGAGCCAGACAUUCCUCUUUACAAGACUCUGCAGACAGUGGGACCAUCUCAUGCCAGGACGUACACUGUAGCUGUUUAUUUCAAAGGGGAAAGAAUAGGAUGUGGUAAAGGCCCAAGUAUUCAACAAGCAGAAAUGGGAGCUGCAAUGGAUGCACUUGAAAAAUAUAACUUUCCCCAGAUGGCCCAUCAGAAACGGUUCAUUGAACGGAAGUACAGACAAGAGUUGAAAGAAAUGAGGUGGGAAAGAGAGCAUCAAGAGAGAGAAACAGAUGAGACUGAAGAAGCAAGGAAAUAAAAGGAGGGCACGGAAGCAGUGGCAUAUUUACUUACCUAAUAACUCUGACUGUGGCCUAUGGAGACCUAACCUAGUUUUUUGCAGAUGAUGAAUGAGGAGUGCCUGUUGAUAUCAAAUAGAAAAUCAUAAUCCUUACUUUGAAGUGUGUAUAUAGUGUUUCUUUAGUUUGGUUUUAAGAAUCAGGUUUUUUUUCUUCUGGUAAGAUUUGUUUUUAAAUAUUAAUUUUUAUGAAAAGUUGUGGGAUUAUUUUUAUUCUUUUUGCUAUUAUGUAUGAAAUAAUAAAGUAUUAAUUUCAAAAGUCUGUAGGAGAAGAAGCUAUUUAGCAAGUCUCCUGUGUUGCAGUCUUGUGUCAAUUAUUGCAUGAACUUAAUUGUGGAGGAAGGAAAUGUGGUGACAUACACCAUCAGCAGAGAAAUUAAGUAUGUACCCAACUCCACUUUCGAAGGUAAAUGUAAUUUUAGACUCUCUAAACCACAACCAUAAACUUCUCGUUCUUUUACAUAGAUUGCUACAGUAAUCUAAGCCAAAGAGAUGUUCGCUUUUGUUCUAAACAUUUUUGAACUGUCUGUUCCACACCCGCACAGCGGCAUAGAUGUGUGAAAGGUGUUCUUUCAAGUCAGUGUUGUGAAAGCUUUGGUGGGGGGGGGGGGGGGGGGGGGGAGAAGAAAAUAAGGUAAUCUUGAAGUGAAAGAAUACCAAGUUUGUUUUUUGUGGAGAAUGUACAGAAUUUACACGUACAAGGUUAGUUUUGUUCUCACCUUACUGCUUUAUUGAAUUGGUUUCUAAGAGUAGGGCAGAAUUUGUACAAGAAAUGUAGUUCUAGUUCAUAGGUGGUGUAUGGUUUUAAGACCAGAACAACUGGGUCUGCUGACCUGCCUCUAUGUCAUCCGCUUUCUCAGUUUUGAAGUCUGAAGCUUGUGUAAGAUGUUUUUUUUUUUAAGGAAGGCUUUGCAUGGUCCCAAUUAAUGGAACAGCCACUAUGUCUACUGAUGCUUUUCCAACCAACUAUUGCCUUCAUAGUGGGCGUUUGUGUUUCUAUUUUUAAUUUGCCCGCUUCACGCCAUUCAUUUCUGUUCUGCUGAUUUGUGAGCUAAAAGAGUCACCUAGCACCUGUUGUGUAGUCAAGUCAUCUCUGCAUCUUCCUUUCAAGGAAAAAAAAGAUUGAAUUUGAGCACUGCAUUUUCUACCUUUUUCAGAUUUUUUUUUUUUUUUUUUUUUGGCAAUUCACUUAGGCGCCUUACCUGGUGUGAAUAACAAAUGUAUUUGAUAAGGCAGCCUGGCAGAUUCUUGAGCGUGGAUGCAUGAAUGUGGCCCAGAGGAUUCAUGUUGGGGUUCUGAAAAAAAAUCCCUUUUGCCCAAAUUGCCAUGCUACUCUGGGCAGUGUUUUCUAGCAGUAGUUUUCAGUGCUAAUUCUUCAUUUGUCUGAAGUGCCUUUCUAUAGGUGUGCGAUAGGGAUCACUGAAAGCACUUAAUUGCAGGGGACAAAGCAGACACGAGUGUAGCUGAAAAGAUCAGACUACUGAAAUGUCUUCCCAAAGUUUCACUUCUGAGCUAAUCAGUGUGCUUCUUUGUGAGCACAAUUUUUUGUAUGCAUGCAAUGUGAGGUGCGCUUAAGUGUUUUUAAAACUUGACCCCACAGCACUGCCUCACUUCUUCCAGCUUGUAUGAUUGUAUUUUCUUAAUGGAUUGGUGCUUUAAAUCCAUUUCAGAGGACCGGAGAAAAAAACAUUCAGUAAUUUAGAGAGUGAUAAUAAACCAUUAAAACAUAAAGGAAGGGAUAAUAACAACAGCAAGAUAAAGGCAAGGAGCUGCUCUCUGCUGGAUGCUGCUGUUCUUUGACUUUUUAGAAGUGAUUGCAGCUCCUUAUCUCUUCAAUUUGUAAAUAAAAAGCUGAAAUGUCUCUGAACAGCUGCAGACUUAGAAAGCAAGAAGCAACAACUCCUCUGCCCCUAAGUCCUGUAUUUUGAUUUCUUCUGUAGAAUUGCCCCUCUGCUUCUAGCAGUAAGUUGAAGUGGUGCGUUGGUGGAAGGUUAUGAGUAAUUGUGUGUAUUGUUGCUUUCUCUUAACAGAGGCCAGAUUCAAGUGUUUGACAAAUAGAAGGUGCACCUUCAUUUUUGUGUGGUUGCUUUGCUAAUUUCAUCAUGUCUCAUAUCACCAGUGGAAGUGUCAGUUUGUACUUAAACAUCACUUGUGUUCUUCCUAUACAUCGUUCCUUACAUUUUCCCUAUACGUUUCAUUUCUCAGCUGUAAGAAGUCUGUUUCCUUGGUCUACAUCAAAGCUGUAGUGAUCUUUCUGACUAAAAAGUGGCUGUGAGCAUGUUUGGUAAUAUGAGGAGAUACACAGAAUACUUACAGCAAACACAGUCCACGUAACACAGAAAUGAGGUGAAGUUUAACUUAAAUUUUGGAAAAAAUGAUUACCGAGCUCAGGUGGAUCAACAGCACUGUUGUAUAUAACUGGACUACUUCCCUUCCUUUUUGGACAUGUGGAUAUGUCUCUGGAUUCUUGAUAAGAGGGAAGUUCCUUUCUGUUUGCUCCAGAGCUUGAUCUGUUCUGACCUAGAGGUGCCAGUGCAAACUCCCUUGACUUGUUUUGGAUGCCAGUAGGUGCCUGAAGAACAAGACUGAGGUUUGUGUGGAUCCAGCAGGUCCUGUGAAAUAAUGGCUUUAUCAUUAUUUUUAAAUAUGCAUAACGUCCAGAUGAUUGAAUAAUGAUACAAACAAAACAGGUAAUUUGAUUAGGAAUAUCAGUUGAAAUUGCCUAAAAUUUGCCGUUCUUUGCAGAGCUGAAGUUCACUUUGUGAUAUUUCAGUUUCAGUAAGACGCUGAAAGAGCCUUCAUUUCUAAGACUGUUGUAAACAUUGCUGCUAAUAAAAUUUUCCAGAAGAGACU
Gallus gallus (chicken) is the source of this 7235-nucleotide messenger RNA. It is a transcript of the gene DROSHA, whose product is annotated as drosha ribonuclease III. Lineage: Eukaryota; Metazoa; Chordata; Aves; Galliformes; Phasianidae. Gene Ontology annotation, biological process: pre-miRNA processing; rRNA processing; primary miRNA processing. Gene Ontology annotation, molecular function: double-stranded RNA binding; ribonuclease III activity. Gene Ontology annotation, cellular component: nucleus. The record is from RefSeq and is marked validated. The transcript is spliced from 33 exons. The coding region runs from base 333 to 4343 and encodes 1336 amino acids.